GGAAACCUAGUGACCAGUCUGCUGCUUCAUAUUAACUUCACUCCUCCCUUCGGACUAAGCUAAAAACAGACCCAGGCCAUACUCUCAGUUUGGAGCAUCUCGAUCAGCUGCAACAAUGUUUUGGAAUCGUAUAGUUGUUCUGUCAAUUCUAGUUGUCUUACUGCUAAAUGUUGUUGAAAAUGAGGCGGCAUCCUUUCCUUGGUCUUGUCCCAGUCUCAGUGGAGUGUGUAGAAAGGUGUGCCUGCCAACAGAAAUGUUCUUUGGACCUCUGGGCUGUGGAAAAGGCUUCUUGUGCUGUGUUUCUCAUUUUCUAUGAGGAAGGCAGGUCUGAUUUGUCACUGCAGUCAUCCAGGCUUACCAGAAGACUCAGCAAGCAUAAAAGAAGAUGAAACACAGAUAUGACUACUGUGGAUGAUUGUAUUUGGCUUUUAAACCAUGGUGCAACAUGGCAGACUUUGUAUUCUCAAAUAACUUUUUUCUUUCUUUCUUCUUUUUUUUGGGGGUCUAAUUUCAAUGCAGCAUAAAAUGUUGGGAUUGGAGUAAAGCACUUCACAAAACAAUUCUGUUUUUUGUGUAUUUUAUUCCAUUUUCAACUGUUUGUCAGAUUAUCAUCACUCUGUUAUGUAAAGCUGGAACAAUUUACUGUGGUCCCUGUACUUUAUUUUUGUGUAUUUCCAUAAGGAAUUAUCUCAGCUGUGACUUGUCUACAAAUCUUUGUUGGAUACUUUAGUGUAAUUUCUCAUAACAGUCAGUUUUCUCAGUCUGAUCAUAAAAUCCAGCCCACUAUUAACAGCUUAUGCACCAGCUCUGAAAAUGUGAAAUAAAGAAAAACGAAAAAAAGCUUUCUCUGAUAUGUAGCUGGGCGGCACGGUGGUGUGGUGGUCAGCACCAUCUCCUCACAGCAAGAAGGUUCUGGGGUCGAGUACCAGGGGAACCAGGAGUUUGCAUGUUCUCCCUGUGUCUGCCUGGGUUCUCUCUAGGCUUCCAAAAACCUGCAA
Menidia menidia (Atlantic silverside) is the source of this 998-nucleotide messenger RNA. Lineage: Eukaryota; Metazoa; Chordata; Actinopteri; Atheriniformes; Atherinopsidae. The record is from the annotation of a GenBank genome assembly.